Messenger RNA from Mycotypha africana, 840 nucleotides. RefSeq lists its product as uncharacterized. The record is from RefSeq and is a predicted model, not a curated record. The transcript has 5 exons. NCBI's taxonomy places the organism in Eukaryota, Fungi, Mucoromycota, Mucoromycetes, Mucorales, Mycotyphaceae. Bases 172 to 756 code for a protein of 194 amino acids.
GGUGCAGCAAUAUUCAUAUCCGGCCCUUUCUACUUCAAUGCUAUACCAAACAGCUGCUGAAUCUCUCCAUCAGAUGACAUUCCAACAAUUGAAUGAAUAUGAGCAGCAGCAUCACCGACAAAUACGUCCUCUUCAGUGUUUGUGAAUAACCCAAAGGAAAACUCUGUAUUCAUGCUGAAGAAAAGGAUAGAAUUGUUGUUAACGAUCAAUCGAGAAAUUAUCCGUUUAUUCCUUGCACAACAAAAUCACUGUAAGGACAACUCUAUCAGCGAACCAGACUUCUCAAUUUAUGCAUCAAGAUUGCAAUCGAAUCUGACUUAUUUGGCAACUCUAGCUGACCUUUCAGCACAGACGAGACCUCAUGAAAUUCUUUCAAGACUGCAACAUCUGACUCCUCCAGAUAUUACACCAUUACCUUAUGUAUUCACACCGAUUGGUCAAAAGCUCGUCUCAUUAUACAAGGAAAUAAGAUGCCUAUUUUAUGAAGAAGAAAUCUUCUCAAAUAAUCUUGACUGUAUCGAUAUUGCCCAACAACAAAUCGUCAGUUAUGAUGCCGCUACAUAUAACGAUCCGUUACAUGUAAGACCCUUACCAAAGGGUAACAUAAACAUGUUACAGCCAUUGAAUAUGAUGCUUCAUCAGCAGAAUAGUAGCAACCUGUGGAUGAUACCCUAUGAAAUGCCAUAUGUCGGUAAUGACACGAGCAACGCUAAUUUAUUCCCUAUCGUAGAUCACCCCUUCCUUCCCUUCAAUUAGCUGACUAAUUCAAUAGUAGAAAAGUUUUAGUUUCCGUCUGAAGCAGCAGCAAAUUUCAAAGAAGAGGUAGCAUGAAAUUUUUUU